GAGGCACUUCCUCCUUCCUACCUCUCCUUGUUCCGAAAGCCCGUCUGUUGAAACUGAUCUUUUCAAUGGGGAGCCAGGGGCCUGUCAAAGCUCCGAAACACUGACUUCGUUUGAGGGAGCGGAGGUUCGACCCGAAGCGGCGGCGAAUGUCAAGCCGGAUCGGUUCUGAAAGCCUCUCAGAUUUAUUGCGUAAAAAGAAAAAAAAAAGUGACCGGAGCGAAAAUAACAAUGGCUGCGACGUAGCGCAACUUUUGGAUCCAGGGGUGGAUGAUCAAGAGUCGGACUCGGGUCUGUUGGUGACUUUUUUUUUUUUCGGACUAGAAGGAGACUUGGAGGGCAACUUUCAGCAUGAAGAAGCAGUUCAAUCGCAUGAAGCAGCUGGCCAACCAGACUGUUGGAAGAGCUGAAAAAACAGAAGUCCUGAGUGAUGACCUCCUUCAGAUCGAGAGGCGGAUGGAACUGGUGCGCUUGGUGUCACACAACAUGCACAAGAGGCUGGUGUCCUGCCUGCAGGGUCAACUUGGCACCGACACAGAGAAAAGACAUAAAAAACUGCCGCUGACCGGAUUGUCCCAGACCAUGCAGGAAGGCGGAGCUCAGCUAGGAGAUGAGGGCCUGAUUGGCAAGAUGUUGGAGGCGUGCGGGGAGACCGAGAGCCGGUUAGCCACCGAACUUAUGCAGCAUGAAUUACAGAUCGAAAAAGAUAUUCUGGAUCCUCUCAACCAGCUGGCAGAGGUGGAGAUUCCUAACAUACUGAAACAGAGGAAGCAACUUGCCAAGCUAGUUCUGGAUUACGAUUCGGCCAAGACGAGGUGGUUUCAGGCAACAAAGUCCAACAACCAGGCCAUGGCAGCUAAAGUAGACUCACUCAAGGAUGAGAUGGAUGAGGCUCUCAAUAAAGUAGAAAUAUGCAAGGACCAGCUGUCUGCAGACAUGUACAACUUUGCCUCAAAAGAGGGAGACUAUGCACGCUAUUAUAUCAUGUUAUUAGAGGCCCAGGCCGAGUAUCACAGGAAGUCUCUGUCAGCUCUGGAAACAGCUAUUCCUACCAUCCAAAUACAGCAAGAUACAUGGAUCGAGAAGCCUGCAUUUGGCACGAUGUUGGAGGAACACCUGAAGAGGAGCAAUCGAGAGAUCGCUUUACCCUUAGAGGCCUGCGUCAUGAUGCUGCUGGAGACCGGCAUGAGGGAAGAGGGUCUCUUUCGGAUUGCUGCUGGAGCUUCAAAACUUAAAAAGCUGAAAGCAGCACUGGACUGCUCCACUUCGCAACUUGAGGAGUUCUACUCAGAUCCACAUGCAGUCGCUGGAGCUCUGAAGUCUUACCUCAGGGAACUACCUGAGCCUCUAAUGACGUUUAGCAUGUAUGAUGAGUGGAUACAGGCCUCCAACAUUUCUGACCCUGACAAAAGGCUUCAGGCUCUCUGGGUGAUAUGUGACAAUUUGCCAAAGGCUCACAAAGCUAACUUUAGGUAUUUGGUGAAGUUCCUGGCUAAACUGGCUCAGGAAAGUGAGGUCAAUAAAAUGACUCCCAGUAACAUCGCCAUCGUCUUGGGGCCCAACCUGCUGUGGGCAAAAACAGAGGGGACGCUGGCAGAGAUGGCAGCAGCUACGUCUGUCCAUGUUGGGGCCAUCAUAGAACCCAUCAUCCAACAUGCUGAUUGGUUCUUUCCUGGAGAGGUGGAGUUCAAUGUUUCAGGCAUGUUCUCCAUGCCCAGCCACCCGCCGACCCCAGACCUGGAGCCUGGGCUGGACAGGAAGCGCCCCGGCAGCACCGGGCACGAAGGGGACGCUCACACGCCCCGUAAAGACAGCCCUGUUAACAAACAUCCGGAGCCUGCUCCACGCAGAAUCGGCACUGUAAAUAGAAAGCAGACACAACUAACCUCACCCACCUUCCAACCCUCACUGCCUCCUCUGGAAGCUGAGGGUUCCUCCCAGACCGAGCUGCAGUCCCCCCAGGUUCAGUCGCCAGGUCCAGAUGCACAGCAGCCGGGUCUGAUCACUGCUGCUGCUGCUGCUGGUGAUGGAGGCGGUGAGGCUCAUGGGGGUGGGGUCCAGGCAGCCGCAGUGCAGCCUCAGGGUGUAAGGCAGCCCAGCGCAGAGGACACCAGCCAACCCCGGGAACCUUUGUCCACCCCUCCUCAGCAGAGGAAUGGUUCACUCCAUCUUACAGUCGGGACUCCGCACUCUCAGGGUGGGUCAAGAGGGCCGAGUCCUCAUAUGGUCCGCAGAGGCACCAAAAAACAGGCACCGGCUCCGCCCAAGCAGCCGAGCCCGUACGCCUCUCAGUCCAGCAGCCCCCAGCCUCCAGGCUCUCCCGGUCACCCACCCCUCACAGCCCGUCGUCACUCCAGCAAAGACUCCAUCCAUGCCCCGAACCACCCACCGCCGCAGCCUCCUCAAGCCCACCAACCGGCCCAGGGAGACCCCUCGCCGCCGACAACUCCCACUCCGCCUGAUACUCCGCCCCCGUACGCCACUGGAUCUCUGCCCCGCCCCUCCAGGCCCGCCCCAAAGCCAAGAGUGCGACCCAGCAUGCCACCGCCACCACAGCCCGUAGCUAAUGACAACGGUAAUGGCAUCUGCAGCUCUGCAUCCAAGAUCAUAACAGAUGGAGGGCUGCUUAUGAAGGGGAUCACAAGAGCUUUAGUCCCUCAGGUGAUCAAGGAGCAAGAAGUGAAGGGCUCUGCUGGUCAAGAGCCCACCUCCACCCUGCACCCAACCAUCCAAAUAGAGUCAGAGAACACUGCUCUGUAGAAUGUGCUCCAGCUUACAUUGUUCGUUUAAGACAAGGG
Molecule: messenger RNA, 2795 nt
Organism: Poeciliopsis prolifica (blackstripe livebearer)
Lineage: Eukaryota; Metazoa; Chordata; Actinopteri; Cyprinodontiformes; Poeciliidae
Gene: arhgap17b
Product: Rho GTPase activating protein 17b
Exons: 20
Coding region: 349-2757 (802 amino acids)
Biological process (GO): positive regulation of GTPase activity; regulation of Rac protein signal transduction; signal transduction
Cellular component (GO): cytosol; cytoplasm; intracellular anatomical structure
Molecular function (GO): GTPase activator activity; protein binding
Source: RefSeq, a predicted model, not a curated record